Syngnathus acus (greater pipefish) is the source of this 4657-nucleotide messenger RNA. RefSeq names its product alpha-2-macroglobulin-like protein 1 (gene a2m1). NCBI's taxonomy places the organism in Eukaryota, Metazoa, Chordata, Actinopteri, Syngnathiformes, Syngnathidae. The record is from RefSeq and is a predicted model, not a curated record. The coding region runs from base 148 to 4533 and encodes 1461 amino acids. The transcript is spliced from 36 exons. Gene Ontology annotation, cellular component: extracellular region. Gene Ontology annotation, molecular function: endopeptidase inhibitor activity.
UGUAGGGAGAGUGUUAAUGAAGGACUGGUGGGUUGCAGUGAAUCGGUAGAGUAUAAAACAACUCCGAAAGUCCAAGAGGUUUGCAUCAGUGUCUGAGUGCACUGGUGUAGAGAUUCUCUGAGUCCCAUCGAAACAACACGCACAAACAUGGCACCUGUCUUCCACAUCUUGGGGGUCAUACUUGUAUCUGUCUUCCUGCAAAGCGCAUCAUCAGCUCAUCUUAAUGACACUAUCUUUGCCGUGACCGUGAGCUCUCAGGUGAGAGGAGGCUCGCAAGAAACUUUGUGUGCCGUCAUCAGCGGGCCCACGGAGCCCGUCACAUUGAAUAUCGCUCUGCACACCAAGUCUGGCAGCACCGUCAUCCUGACAAAGAGAGUCGAAAAGGACUUUUACCAGUGCCUCAGCUUUCAGGUCCCAGUAGUGCGGACGAGUACUGUGGCAACCAUAAAUGUCACUGUGAAGGGGGAGAGUGGCACAAUGAACAAGGACACCAAGAUCCUCAUUGUGCCCCCUGCUUUCAUCCACAUCGUCCAGACUGAUAAGCCCAUCUACAAACCUGGACAGACCGUGCAGUUCCGAAUUGUUUCCAUGGACUCCAGUUUUAUCCCUGUGGAUCGGCUGUACACAGUUGUGGAGCUCCAGGAUCCCAAUUUCAAUCGAAUUGCUCAGUGGUUGGAUAAAUUUGUUGCCACUGGAAUUCUUGAUCUUUCCCAUGCCAUGAUUCCAGAGGCACCAGAAGGAACCUAUGUAAUUACUGCCACCACCGACAAAGGAGAGAAAAUCUCCCACAGCUUUGACAUCAAGCAAUAUGUUUUACCCAAAUUUGAGGUCACUGUUCACCUCCCGAGUGUCAUUUCAAUCCUCGAUGAGCAGGUCACACUUAAGAUUUGUGGAAAAUACACUUAUGGAAAACCAGUUGAUGGCUCAGUCAAGGCGAUGUUUUGUAGGAACGCUUUCAGUUAUUCCUUGCGUUCUCCGUUUCAAACAAACAUCUGCAAGACAUAUCAACUGACGACCGAUCACAGUGGCUGUGCUAUCCAAAUAGUGAGCCUGGCAGAUUUUGCCCUCAACAAGUACCAUUAUGCUGAUAGUUUUGUGGUGACCGCUGACGUGGAGGAGCACGGCACCGGGGUGAUCCUGCAAGGUACAGGGCAGGCAAGCUUCAGUGCCAUUAUCAGGGCGGUCACUUUUGAAGAUGUCCCUCAAACGUACAAGCCCGGCAUCCGAUUUCAGGGAAAGGUCAAAAUGACUGGUCCAGAUAAUAAACCCGUGGCCAAUGAGCCUGUGUAUUUAUUUAGCCGGGAGUUUGUCUCUUUAAAGCUCACCACAGACAUAAAUGGCCUGGCCUCAUUUUCACUGGACACCAGCAACUGGAAGGGUGAUGUGAAUCUUCAGGCCAAGUCCAAACUGGUCGAAGAUGAGCAGUAUGUUCCAGAUCUGCGCAAACCAGAGUACAGGGCGGCCUAUAAUUAUGUUUCUGCUUUCUACUCAAAGAGUAGUAGUUUUCUGAAGCUCAUUCAGGUCAACGAGAUCGCCUGUAACAAAGAUGCAGAGGUACGAGCUCGCUACAUCAUCCAGGGAGAGGUGCUCAACAAGGGACAGCUGUCCCUUGACUUUUUUUACUUGGUGAUGUCCAAAGGAGUGAUUGUGCAGCAUGGGCGUCUCCCGGUGGCUGUUACAGUGGGUACAGUGAAUAAAGGAGAACUGAUCAUACCCCUCCAUCAAGUGAUCGACUUGGCACCAUUUGCACAGGUUGUAGUUUACACUGUGUUGCCUGGUGGUGAGGUUGUGGCAGACAGCUACGACUUCCCCAUCCAGCUCUGCCUCAAGAACAAGGUUUCUGUUCAGUUUUCGUCCCUCCAGCAGCUUCCAGCAGAGAAAACCACAUUGAAACUGCAGGCUCAGCCUGGCUCUUUGUGCUCUGUUCGAGCCAUUGACCAGAGCAUCCUCUUGCUGCAGCCAGAGACGGAACUGACUGUUGACUAUGUGUACAAUCAGCUGCCUCUGCAGAAGCUGUCAGGGUACAGAUAUGAGAUUGAAGACUUUCAUCAAUAUCCCUGCUUUCCUGGGCCCGUGCCAUUUCUUGAACCUGAGAUGUUUGUGGAACGGAGGGCCAAGCGCUCGCUUUUCUUUGGACCAACAACUCAGAUGGACGACAUUUACAGCAUCUUUAAAGAGAUUGGAGUCAAGCUUGUGACAAAUUCUGAUGUGAUGAAACCCUAUGACUGCCAAUACAGAUAUUCCAUUUUCAAUAGAGGUGAAAUUUUAGCGGAUGCAGUUCCAAUGUCCACCAGUGAGGUGCUAGCCACCAAUGAGGUGCUAGCCACCAAUGACGUGGAGAACAUUGAGGACCAGCCGUUGGAGACCAUUAGGACGUUCUUCCCCGAAACGUGGAUCUGGGACCUAGUUUCUGUUGGGGACAAGGGUACCGUGAAUGUGGAGAAGACGGUCCCAGACUCCAUCACCAAGUGGGCCGCUGGAGCUUUCUGCGUCUCCUCUGUGGGCUUCGGUGUGGCGCCCACCACUGCGCUGGUUGCCUUCCAGCCCUUCUUUGUCAGUCUGUCGCUGCCCUACUCUGUUAUCCGUGGGGAGGUGUUUACUCUAAAGGCCACUGUCUUCAACUAUCUCUCCAAAUGCAUCGUGGUGAAAGUUAUACUGGCCGAGUCUGACACAUAUACCUUCAAAGACUGUGACGACUGCCAAUACAGCAUGUGUAUAUGCAGUGAGGAGAGCAGAACCUUCUCUUGGAUUGUCACCCCAACUACCCUUGGCAAGGUCGAGGUGAAGGUGAGCGCAGAGGCCCUGAAGACAAACAUGCAAUGUGGCAAUGAGGUGGCUUCUGUCCCUGAAGUGGGCCGUAUUGACACUGUCAUCCGCAGCCUGCUGGUGGAGGCUGAAGGAACGCCUCAGUCCGUCAGUCACAACGCGCUCCUCUGUCCUGCAGAAAGACCGGUGGAAAAGAAAAUCUCUCUUGAGUUGCCAGAGGUGUUUGUUGUUGGAUCUGAAAGAGCCACUGUCUCCGUACUUGGUGACCUGAUGGGCCGAGCCAUUAAGAACCUGGACCAACUCCUGGCAAUGCCAUAUGGCUGUGGGGAACAGAACAUGUUGUACUUUGCGCCCGACAUUUACAUUCUCACCUACCUGAAAAGCACAGGCCAACUGACUGCUGAGCUUCAAGACAAGGCAACACGCUUCCUCGAGAGCGGAUACCAAAGAGAGCUCACCUUCAAGCAUGCCGAUGGCUCCUACAGCGCCUUUGGGGAAAGCGACGAGUCUGGAAACACCUGGCUGACCACUUUUGUAAUGAAGUCAUUUGGUGGAGCAAGGCCUUACAUCUUCAUUGAUCCCAAGCACAUUAUGGAUGCCAAAAAGUGGUUGUACUCAAACCAGGGGAGAGACGGCUGCAUCAGAUCUGUGGGGAAACUCUUCCACAAUGGCAUAAAGGGAGGAGUGAGUGACGACGUGACCCUGACGGCUUACGUCGUUGCCGCCCUGUUGGAACUGGACACAGACAUUAAAGAUCCUGUGAUCCAGAAGUGUCUGGGCUGUCUGAAGGAGGCAGCCGGCGCGAUGGACAAUUUGUACACCACGGCGCUGAUGUCCUACACAUUCACCCUCGCUAGGGACAAGGAAAUGAGAGACAAACUCAUCGCCUACUUGAACCAGCAGUCCAGCACAAUAGAGGGAACCCGACACUGGAAGCGGGAGGAAACCUCUGGGAAAGGACUGGAUUCUCUGGAAGUGGAGAUCACCUCCUAUGUGCUGCUGGCGCUGCUCUCCGGGCCGACACUGCCAGGUUUUGGUUUGGACUAUACCAUUGGCAUCGUGCGCUGGCUCACACAGCAGCAAAAUGCAUUCGGAGGCUUCUCCUCCACACAGGACACAGUGGUGGCCCUCCAGGCGCUGGCGAAAUAUGGUGCUGCCACUUACAGCAUUGAGGGCAAGACUGUAGUGACGGUGACAUCAUUAGGAGGUCUGAACAAGGAGUUCACAGUGGACCAGAGCAAUCGGCUCCUGUACCAAGAGGAAAAACUGAGCGAAGUCCCCGGGGAAUACACCAUUAAAGCCGAGGGAGCAGGCUGUGUUCUGGCACAGAUCGCCAUGCAUUACAAUAUCCCGCCUCCGCCCGACUUUUCCGCCUUCUCCAUCUCUGCUAAUGCCAUUUCAAAGUGCAACCCCAGCAAGUUGCAGCUCAUCCUCUUUGUGGAUGUUAGUUAUCAAGGCAGGAGAGAUGAGACGAACAUGGUCAUCAUUAACAUCAAACUGUUGUCGGGACACAUUGUGGAUAAAAGCUCUCUGAAAUUGUUAAAGAAGGAUCGCUCAGUGAAGCGCGUGGACCUGGAUGACGGUUAUGUCAACAUCUACUUGGAUGGGCUGAAGAAAGAUGAGAAGAUGUCUUACAGCAUGACACUGAAGCAGGACGUCCCUGUUGAGAACCUGAAAGCAGCUGUGGUGAAGGUGUACGACUACUACCAGCCAAGUGAUGUGGCUGUGACAGAGUACACAUCCCCCUGUGCGAGAAAGCAAGUCUGAGUAAGAGUGACGUUAUCAACUAGCUUUAAAUGAACAGAGGAGAUGACUCAGAUUCAUAUCUGGAAGACAGUUCAUCUAACUUGUAGACGUGUUUUCUUUCUUUCCUUUGGUGUUUGAAUUUUGA